This is a messenger RNA of Sphenostylis stenocarpa, 264 nucleotides long. The record is from the annotation of a GenBank genome assembly. Lineage: Eukaryota; Viridiplantae; Streptophyta; Magnoliopsida; Fabales; Fabaceae.
AUGCACGAAAAUGGAAGACGAAAGAAUGGAAAGCGGAAGAGAAGAUUUUGGAAGGUGAGUAGCUUACCUCACCUGAUUCACUCUCGCCUCGCGUGUGGAAUCGGAGAGGAAGUGAGUCAGAGCGAGUUGGAGGGGGAAAUGAAAAAUGAAGGGAUGGUAUGGAGGGGUUUAUAUAGUGAAGGAGAGAAUGUGUGGGCAAGUCACGUGGAGCGUGUGUUAGUUAGAUCAGAGGAAAAUGUAGAAAACGAGGCUCGUGUUAGGUGA